UUCAAUCACAAUUAUUAGUUAUUAAUUUUAAAGAUGCAUCUAUGUUUUUAGGAUUAAACUCAGAUGAACUCUCAUUGUACAACAAAUUGGAUAGUCAAGAGAAGAUGCUUUUUUUAAAUUUAAUUAAGAAUGCAAAAAAUGCAAAAAAUGCAAUUAAGGAAGCAAAAAAAAAAGGUAGAGAAGAAGGUAUAAAAGAAGGAAGAGAAGAAGGUAUAAAAGAAGAACGCAAAAAAGGA
Dentiscutata erythropus is the source of this 236-nucleotide messenger RNA. Lineage: Eukaryota; Fungi; Glomeromycota; Glomeromycetes; Diversisporales; Gigasporaceae. The record is from the annotation of a GenBank genome assembly.